Molecule: messenger RNA, 984 nt
Organism: Quercus lobata
Lineage: Eukaryota; Viridiplantae; Streptophyta; Magnoliopsida; Fagales; Fagaceae
Exons: 2
Coding region: 237-698 (153 amino acids)
Source: RefSeq, a predicted model, not a curated record
CCCCUUUAACCAAGUAAUCAGCGGCUAGUGAUUAAAAAAAAGUCAUAAAUCUGAAAGGUACUCACAUGAGCUUGUCCACACCAUAAUAAACCCCACUCUUCUACAACAACAAUAUUCAGUAUUCACCUUCGCCUCUGUAAACAUGAAAGCUAGGGUUUAUAGUUUACAAGGAGCCACUUCUUUGCUUCUCUCCCAGCUUCUUCGAAAUCGAAAAAGGUCUGCAGCUUUGGUUUGUUAUGAUGCCAAAAAAGAGUUCUUCUAAAAAGGCUAAGCAAAUGCGAGAAAAUAAUAAUGCUGUGGAAGAAGAAGACCCCUCUCUGGUGACAGAAAAGAGUUCUUCCAAAAAGGCUAAGCAAAUGCAAGAAAAUAAUAAUGCUGUGGAAGAAGAAAAACCCUCUUUGGUGCAGAAAAAAGCUGCUAGUGAGAUUGAUAAAAUCUUUGCAGGAAAGAAGAGGAAGAAAUCGGAAUCUGAAAGGACUGAAAACCCUAAUGAAGAAGCAACUGGAAAUUCUAAGAAGACUAAGAAAAAGAAGAAGGAUAAAGGUUCUAAUGAUAGCGAGUUCACUGAGCCACCUUCCCGGCCUAGAAAAAAAACAAAUGAUGGGUUUACUGUUUACACAGAAGAGGAGUUGGGUAUCAAUAAGGCUGAUGCUGGAAGUACCCCAUUAUGUCCAUUUGAUUGUUCUUGUUGUUUUUGAGGAUACAUGCAAAAAUCUAUUGGGUGAAGUGAUCCAGUGAGUCUCUGAGAUUUUCAUGUAGCCGUGUAACUUUUCAUUAGCUAUUUUGUUAUUAUAAUUUGAGGGUAUUGGUGCACAGCUUUCUUUUGCCUUGUACAAUAGAAAUAGAUUACAUUAUUUUUUUAUCUUAUUCAAUCAAUUUUGUGCUUAUGAUUAAGCAUGUUUCUCAAAGUAUGACUUCUUUGAGUCCAAGACAUGAAUCUUCUUUGUAAGUUUUGAGGAAGAAUUCAACGCAGUUUGGAGCCAU